GCUCGUCACACUGGUGCCUCACCGGUAACGUGUCUCACAGAGGACAGGACGGUAUUAUGAGCUGAAGAGAAUCCUGCGGUGUUAUGAUGGUUUGUGAGCAGCUGGGAGGGUGAGCGUGCUGGUGUUAGACUAGAUUAUUUAGACUGUAGUUCAGUGGUAUAAGAGUAGGAUGUAUAGUUAACCCCCUGUGGUUUGUAGCUUCUCGGACAGUCCCGGAGUUUGGUGGAAGCGCAAAUGACACUGUUUUAAUUUUAUGCUGGAGUAGCGAGACAUGUACGGCAGAAAGACUGCUCCCCGUGUCGCCUAAAAGCAGCCGGGACUGGACAUUUUUUACGGAGACAGAGACCAAAAGAAGGAGACGCAACAUGUUUGAAGCCGCGGGGAUUCCUCUCAUCGUCCUGGACGUUAUCUGUCUCAUCCUCGUUGGACUUCCAUUUUUCAUCCUCACCCCUCAACACAACCCUUUUAAACGGGGUUUCUUCUGUGACGAUGAUUCCAUCAGGUACCCCCUCAAAGAGGACACCAUAUCCUACCAGCUGCUGGGAGGAGUCAUGAUCCCCUUCACACUGAUCGUGAUCGUCUGCGGCGAGUGCCUUUCUGUUUACAUGUGUCGCAUCAAGAACCAGUCUUUGGGGACCAAGUAUGUGGCCUGUGUCUACAAAGCUGUGGGGAGCUAUGUGUUCGGAGCGGCCGCUAGCCAGUCUCUGACAGACAUAGCCAAGUACUCCAUCGGUCGUUUGCGGCCAAACUUCCUGGCUGUAUGUCAACCAAACUGGAAUAGCAUCAACUGCAAAGCUGGAGGAUACAUCGAGAACUUCACCUGCUCUGGAGACAAGUUUCUGGUAGACGAAGCCAGACUGUCCUUCUUCUCUGGUCAUUCAUCCUUCUCUAUGUACUGCAUGCUGUUCCUUGUACUGUACAUUCAAGCUAGACUGAGGUCAGAAUGGUCGAGGCUCCUGCGUCCCACCAUCCAGUUCUUCCUCAUUGCCACUUCUGUGUAUGUGGGUCUGUCCCGGGUCUCUGAUUACAAACAUCACUGGAGCGACGUGCUCACCGGCCUCCUGCAAGGAGGUUUAGUGGCCACUCUCACAGUGGUCUGUGUGGCCAAUUUCUUUAAACAGCCAGUGGAGCCCGUAGUGUCACAGGGAGAAGAGGCCUCACACAGCAGUUUACAGGAAAAUCCUCCCAAUGGGAACCACUAUGGCAGCACAGGCUGAAUCUGAGGCCUCAAAGACAAUACUCUAUAGGACCUGUAUACCUUAAAAUGAUCACGGAGGACCUAAAACAUCAUGAACUGCAAGUGUUUGAUAAUAGCUGCUUGCUGUUUCUGUACAUUUCUUCAACAUGGUUUGUCCGGUGGAGCCGACGACGCUGCCGGCUUUAGCUGCUACCUUUGGUGUGGUCGGUAAACUUUAAUUAAAGGAAGAAACGUGCACUACAGAAGACAGUCUUGCACUGAGGUAUAUACAGAAGCAGAUGUUUUGGGUAAAUCAAACUUGAUAUAAUUUAUGGGAUGACAAAACAAAAUACAGCAAAUUACCUUCGAAAAAGUUCCUUUUUUAACAGUGUAAGCUUGUUGUAAAUGGGUUUGCUAGUGUAUAUUGGUCCAAUGCUGCCAUAAUGAAUGAAUGGAAUUCAUGGAAUUUUGACCAGAAUAUAAUGAGCGUCAGUGUGCGCACUGCAAGCAGGCUUGUAGAGGGCCUGGCACCUGUGAAUAAGAAAACCUGGACUGUCCUUAAACUUCAAAUGGAGACGGAACUGAGAAAUAAUAUAUUUUAUUUUGAUGUUCUGCUCCCUGCUGUUAUGUCCCUUCCCUUUAUGGAAAAUACACCUUUUUUUUACGUUAUGAAUGAAGCUCUGUUUUUGUCAGACGCUUUAAACAGCAUUGUGUGGAUCAGUUCUGGGAGUGGUUUUUACAAAUAAAGAGUGCUGUG
Molecule: messenger RNA, 1934 nt
Organism: Anoplopoma fimbria (sablefish)
Lineage: Eukaryota; Metazoa; Chordata; Actinopteri; Perciformes; Anoplopomatidae
Product: phospholipid phosphatase 1-like
Exons: 6
Coding region: 366-1217 (283 amino acids)
Biological process (GO): phospholipid dephosphorylation; phospholipid metabolic process; signal transduction
Molecular function (GO): phosphatidate phosphatase activity
Source: RefSeq, a predicted model, not a curated record